Messenger RNA from Cololabis saira (Pacific saury), 844 nucleotides. RefSeq names its product potassium calcium-activated channel subfamily M regulatory beta subunit 3 (gene kcnmb3). Gene Ontology annotation, cellular component: voltage-gated potassium channel complex; membrane. The coding region runs from base 1 to 816 and encodes 271 amino acids. Gene Ontology annotation, molecular function: potassium channel regulator activity; calcium-activated potassium channel activity. The record is from RefSeq and is a predicted model, not a curated record. NCBI's taxonomy places the organism in Eukaryota, Metazoa, Chordata, Actinopteri, Beloniformes, Belonidae. The transcript has 4 exons. Gene Ontology annotation, biological process: potassium ion transport; detection of calcium ion.
AUGUUCUUAAAUGCAACUUCUCCCCGGAGGUCGUUCAGCAUUCCCAUUAACAUCAACCUGCAGGGCUCCCGCGGCCGGCCGACACGGGAGCCCUUCUGCACCGCCGCGGGGCAGGACCACGACCGGAGUCGGAGAGGGGAUGGGCGGGGGGGCCCGGCCAUGCGGACCCAGAGGCUGGUGUCCAGCGUCGGGGAGGACCGGGCCGUCCUGCUCGGCUUCACCAUGAUGGCCUUCUCUGUGCUCAUGUUCUUCGUGGUCGGCAUCAACACGGUCAAACCGUAUGUGAACAGCUCCUGGCAGGAGGUGAGCUGCGUGCUGCUGCAGACCCACAUCCUGGAAGAGUGGGUGGACUGCAGAGGUGUGAGCACAGCGCCGUGCCUCAGGGCCACCGUUAACCUCAACCACUCCAGCUGGGGGGUUCUGCUCCACUUUGACGAGGAAUCUGUCCUCCUCGGUACCGAGUGCUUUUACAUACCAAAAUGUCAAAUGGACAGAAAGCGUCUCCAGGAGGAAGUGCAGAAAGUGAGAAGCAGCUUGGAGAGCCAGCUGGGAGCCAACUCCACGUGCCUGAGCGACGGCGGGGGCCGCGCCAUCGUGCAGCAGACGUACACCCUGGGGGGGGUCCUGCUGGGGCUGCUGUGGCCCUGCCUGAUGCUGGGCGGGGGGGCUCUGAUCGUGGGCCUGGUGAAGCUGACCCAGGACAUGGCCCACCUGUCCCCCGAGCCGGGCGGCCACGCCGCCGGGCCCACGGCCACAUGCGCUCACGGAAAACUGUACCGCCUCCUGAGAAGGUCCAGUGCCAACUCUCCGCCGUGACACGUCCAUGUUUAUGCCAUAGCAUACA